Molecule: messenger RNA, 1004 nt
Organism: Somion occarium
Lineage: Eukaryota; Fungi; Basidiomycota; Agaricomycetes; Polyporales; Cerrenaceae
Source: the annotation of a GenBank genome assembly
AUGGCGACUUGGAUACUGCUUUGGACUAAAUCUCGCGCGAAUUAUCCGGUCGGCCUGCGUGUAUCGCCGAUUUUGGCCAAUGGGAGUCGGAGUUUUCAACGUUCCCACUUCCUUCCGUCAGCCCGGAACAAGUUAUUCGUAAUCAACAUGUUCUGCCUCUGCUCACUGCAUCCUAUCGGUCGUCUCUCUCUCGGCUCCGGCUCGGAUCCUAGCUCGAGUUUGGACCCAACUCUUCUGGAAUCGUAUCAGUCAUCGCACUCUGGCACCCGAAUACUACAUCUCGUUUUCUCAUCCAAGUCUCAGACAUCGUCACACGUCCUGUUCUGCAUCAUCCCUGACUCCGGUCUCACUCUUGAAGUCAAUCUCAGUCUCACUAUUCAAGUUACCCUCUUCUCAUAUCAUCUGCCAUCUAAUCAUCGAGUUACGAAUCGACUUGUGUUAAUUCCCAAAUCCCUUCGUUUCUUUGUUACACUGCUAUUCCGUCAGGACAAUAUUCAGAUCUGGAUAGUCCUCGGAUUUAGGUAUUCUUUCGAAGUACAACUAAAGGCAGCCUCUUUCUAGAAUACACAUCCAGGAAUUUUCUAACUUCAACGCACCCACGACUCCGACGUAGCCGAUUUCGACAAAAUCCUUCGAAGACCUUUGCACACUUUCUUUUAAAUUAACGUCUUGGAAUUGGCGCUUCCAUUCUCUGGCUGACACUAGCCGCGUAUGUCAUCAUUGGUACCGCAUUCGCUGGUCCUCACAUCGAGGACCCACUUUGUGAUAUCCACCUCGCUUAUCCUAGAUCCAGGAGCAUGUGAGCCCAGACUAGAUACAUCUAGGGUCUAUAAAAUGAUGCCAUGGGAAUACGCUAGUGGUGUGGACUGUACGUUAGCGACCGUUAGCGAGGAAAUGAUGACGUAUUGUUGCCGGGUGGGGACGAAUUAUCAAUAGUUGUCAAUGCGAAGCGGCGAGUCGGUGUUUAGGUCCAUUCAAAUUUUGAUGUGUCUAGAACAUAUGAG